GUUCACGAUGGCUCAUGCCGGAAAAUUGGGUAAUGGUGAAGCAAGAGUAGAAAGCAACGUUCCCAACACGAAACCCCCCAUUAUUGAGCUCAAGAAUGGCAAGCUGAUCUUAAGGCAGAAAAUUUUCUCUUUAGAGAAGUUGUCAGAGACUAUGCAGGAGAUUGUCAACUUCAGGCAAAUGAUAGAAGAACGAAUACAACACAAAGAAACACCAUUGGACAUUAUACCGGACGAACACCAUCCGCUCAUUGCAAAGCUAGUCCAUGAAAGUGACAAGACGCUUCCAGCAUUGUCGAGACACGUCCAGAGCCAGCUUUUGCCAGUCAGCGACGAUGAAGAUGAAGCCGAUGACGCAUUGGCGAUACUAUCUCUCAGUGCGGUAGAGAGUGCGAUCAGGCAUGUGGCGAGCAGGAACGACUAUGGUCUCGAUGCUAUGCCUGGAUUGGGGAAGAGACCAGCCGCGUUCCACGUCUGGAAGUGGGAGAUCAAGGAUGAAUACAAGGAUUGGGUUCCCAAACAAGUGAGAGAGAAGGCGGAAGCUAGACAUGCGGAGCGAUUGCAGGCCAAGCGGGAGUUCAAUGCGCACUUUGCUUCGCUUUCGGAUGAAGAACGCAAUGCGAUAUUAAGCGGCAAAGGAGGGGUUAAAGCACCUUUGACGGCAAAGUCUAACGAGAAUUCCGCUGACCAGUCCCUGGUGAUCGACGUUACUGACACCGAUGUGAAGUCCAUUCCGCUCUCUGAGAAGUCGAUGGCGUCGACAGAGGAGGACGCCACAGUUGAUAAACCUGAGAAUGGGAAAAAGGGAUCAGGCCGUCCCAAGAAACUAACCGAUCCUGAGAGGGCAGCCAAGGAAAAAGAACGACAAGAGAAGAAGGCUGCGAGAGAGGAGAAAGAGAAAAGAGCAAAGGAAGCGCAAGACAAGUCGCGCUGGAUUAUGGCUAGCUUCUUCGGCAAGGCCAAACCCCCCUCCAUCAAGCGCUCAUUUACGAUGACGAAGGACGCCAGUCCUGAUGUGUCCCGGCCAUCAGCUAUAUCUGACUUUGAGAAGACCUUCAAGUCCUUUGUGUUGAAGAAAGAUGUAGAACUUGCUCCCAUCAACUGGUUUACAGCGAAAGGGACAGCUAGUAAAGGGAAGCAGAGAAUGGAAGGCAAUGUAAUUGUGCUCGACGAAUUUGAAGAGCCUGCAAACGCGGAGAUGACGAAUGUGCAGAGCAGCAUUGACGUUAGACGAUCAUCUGCAAAAGAAAGAUCGCUGGAUUUCUUGUCACAUCUGCCUCCUUCGCUCAACUCUAACGGCCGACGACGAAUUCGUCCAUCACAUAUGAAAACUUAUGUCUGCCAAUCUAUUCGAGACAUCCUGUCCCAGCUGAAUGAGGCCGAGGUCACGGGGGACGAUGUCCAAGUCAGAAAGCUGCUGUUUUCAUUACGCAACCGUACAGUAAUUCCAGCGAAAGUCCUCAUUUUCGCCGAAGACGCACGGCCAGGUUACUUCGGCACCUGGACGCGCAGCUCCCGGGAAAUUGGUCCGCGCACCCCUUUUGCACGCGAUGUCAUCUCAAUAGACUACGCGUAUGACAGUGGAGAGGAAUGGGAGGAAGAGAGCGGAGAUGCCGAUGACGUGGUCGAAGACGCUGAAGAAGAAGAGGUUGCUGACGAGGAGGACUCCGACUUGGACGAUUGGCUCGUUGACGACGGCGAAGUGGAGGAUCCUGGCACUCCGAUUGAUGAACGUGAAGCAUCUCCCGACUUCUUCCCGAUAGAGACAGACCUGCCAAAGCGAAAAGCAGGAGGAGAGAGCUCCAGACAAAGCAAGAAGCGCAAGGUGGUCGUUCCGCUUGUACCGUUCACAAAGGGGCCAUACUGGGAAGAGGCUAUUGGCCAUUGCAGCUACGAACCUUUCCAGAUAUAUCGGAUUCAACUGUUCAACGACACACCAUUAUCGAUCGAUCCGUUCACGUUCGUCUCAGCGUCAAUGGAUGAACCACUAGCUACGGGGAAAUCAAACCGAGCUGCCACUGAGUCUCACUUUGCCGUUCCUGCACUUCCUUCCCACGUCAGCGGCACAGACUCCUCGGUAACUUCUAGCGCAGGAGUGUCUAUGGUAACGAAACGUGCUGCCAUAGCACCCAGGACAAGCUUUCCGGAAGCUCACUUGCCUUUGCUGCUCACACGCAUCAGCACGCUAUCGACCAGCAGUUUAGCUUACAUUGUAGAAACAGUGCAUCAAGAGCUUCGGGAACAACGCGUAAAGAAGAACGCGAUAGAGGCCAAGGUGCGUGAGGUUGGCGAGAAGUGCAAGACACAGAAAAUUUGGGUUGUCAAGCCCGAUGUUAAGGCGCGUUUCACUUUCACUCAGCAAUACCCGGAGCCAUAUUGCUCAUUUGGAUCAUAG
This is a messenger RNA of Laetiporus sulphureus 93-53, 2392 nucleotides long. RefSeq lists its product as uncharacterized. Gene Ontology annotation, biological process: nucleosome assembly. The transcript has 10 exons. The record is from RefSeq and is a predicted model, not a curated record. NCBI's taxonomy places the organism in Eukaryota, Fungi, Basidiomycota, Agaricomycetes, Polyporales, Laetiporaceae. Gene Ontology annotation, cellular component: CAF-1 complex; nucleus. Bases 8 to 2392 code for a protein of 794 amino acids.